Amyelois transitella is the source of this 961-nucleotide messenger RNA. RefSeq names its product lipoamide acyltransferase component of branched-chain alpha-keto acid dehydrogenase complex, mitochondrial-like. The record is from RefSeq and is a predicted model, not a curated record. Gene Ontology annotation, molecular function: lipoic acid binding; acetyltransferase activity. The transcript is spliced from 5 exons. Gene Ontology annotation, cellular component: cytoplasm. Lineage: Eukaryota; Metazoa; Arthropoda; Insecta; Lepidoptera; Pyralidae. The coding region runs from base 251 to 907 and encodes 218 amino acids.
AUAUGUCACCUAGUUAAAGGUGAUCUUAAAAUAUUGUGACAACUGGUCCUGUAUACCCCGCAAAGAAUAAAUGCGUGAUAUGUGUAAUGUGUAUUUUAUAUAAUAAUAUUUUAUCCUCCAGGGCGCCACGAAAAAAUCUGCAAAACCAUAUAGGGCCCGUAGGAGCUGGCCAACUACUAAUAGUCGUCAGAAUGAAGACAGACAAAUUGAUGAAAAUCCAAAUUUACAUGUUCAUUAUUUUAAAAAAGGCAUGGGAUCCAAGUUUCAACGUGGGAUAACAUCGGGAAUGAUUCCUCCCUUCUCUUUGAGCCAAAGGUAUGACGUAACAGAGCUACACAAAUACUUACUUUCGUGGAAAAUACUAGAAGAACACGAACGAGGGACUUUGCUAUUGGCAAUAAUCAUAAAAGCUAUUUCUCUGAGCCUCAGUAAAUUUCCAGUGUUGAACAGUAUCCUGUUCUAUGAAGACUAUUACACAAUAAAAAGUAAUCAUGACAUUAGACUUGUCACAUGCGUCGAAAAUGCAAACACGAUGAGGAAAAAAAACAUCGCACCCGUGAUCAAGGAAGUAAACAAGUGUUCAGUUUUUAACAUAGGACAACAAAUCACCAAUCUGUCACAAAGUAGUCACUUAGACUCUCAUUAUAUGGGAACAUUUUCAAUUUUGGAUUUAACAAAAAGUAAAGUAGGAGUUUGCAUGAGGCCUGUAAUAUUUUCACCACAAAUCGCAACGGGAGCACUGAGUGGAAUUGAGAUGGUGUCUCAGCCCAAUGAGCAGACGAGAGCGUACAUCACUGCGAGCUGGUCAGUAGACUAUCGAUUUAUUGAUGAAUUCGAAUUGGCGGAAUUCUCAAAUUCUGUGAAAUAUUUUCUAGAAUCCCCCCUAUCAUUGAUUGUUCAAGUUUAAUCAUUAUCUCAAAGAAUAAUGAAUUUAUCAAAACAAUGUAUAAUUUCUUUUACU